Messenger RNA from Nylanderia fulva, 3432 nucleotides. NCBI's taxonomy places the organism in Eukaryota, Metazoa, Arthropoda, Insecta, Hymenoptera, Formicidae. The record is from RefSeq and is a predicted model, not a curated record.
AUGGAAGAACUAGCAUUAUUAGUGAGACAGCGCGGUAGAGUUCGAGCGAGACUCACGGCUUUUAAAACUUUUUUGGCAAAGCUUAACGACAAUCCGGAAAAGAUAGUCGAAAUACGUAGUCAAAUAGAAAAGGCUGAACAAUUAUGGAUAGAAUUUGAUACAAUUCAAAAUAAAAUUGAAGAUAUUGAUGAUUCUGAUAUACAAGAAUCAGAAAAAAUAACGUUUGAAGAUUUAUAUCAUGAAUUAUUGUCUAAAGCUCGCACAAUAUCGAUGAUUGAAGGCUCAACUUCUUCGGCUACUAAUUUUAAUAUACAGCCUAUCGCGCAAAACAAUCCAUUGAUUGUUCGUCCAAUGGUAAAAUUGCCUAAUAUUGAUUUACCAAAAUUUGAUGGAAAUUAUGAGAGGUGGAUACCUUUCAGGGAUUUGUUCGAGUCACUUAUCGCGUCGAAUGUUGUAUUACCCAAUGUGCAAAAAUUACAUUAUUUAAGAUCUGCAUUGACAGGCGAAGCCGCCAAAGUGAUAGACUCAUUAGAAAUUGGUAAUGAUAAUUACGCGGUAGCAUGGAAUUUAUUAAAGCAAAGAUUUGAAAAUAAAAGAUUAAUAGUACAAUAUCUUAUUCAAAAGUUACUUGACAUUCCAGCUAUCAUUAAAGAGUCACAUGCAGAUCUUAGACAAUUGGUGGAUAAUAUUUCACAAUAUACACAGUCGUUAAUAAAACUCGGCCAACCUGUAGAGAGUUGGAGCACGAUAAUUAUCCAUAUCAUUUUACCGAAAAUUGACAAAGGAUCUCGACGUGAAUGGGAAGCCAAGCGAUCUGUUAUAGAAGCGUUUCCUACGUUAACUGAAUUUAUAGAUUAUCGCAGUGGUUUUUUAGAAGCGGUGAAUCGGGCGAAUCAAAAUUUGCAAGGCGUAAGUAAUCACGUGCGGAGGGAUAAUAAAACUCAUCCAAGCCAUACUAAGAAUGUAACUCAAGCAUAUGUAACGUCAAGCGAUUCAUCGUGCGUACUGUGUUCAGGUAAUCAUCGGUUACGUGAAUGUCAAGCAUUUCUUAAAAUGCCAGUUAGGGAUAGGAUAUCCGAAACAAAAAAGAAACGUUUGUGCAUAAAGUGUCUUAGAGAAUUUUAUGGUCGAAGUUGCAAGGCAUCUAAUUGUAAAACAUGUAAAGGUUAUCAUAAUACACUUUUACACAUAACUGAUUCACCAGAUGAAAGAUCAUCCGAAAGGGUUGAAUCGAAUAACACAGACACAGUAAAUACUGUUCUCAAUCAUUGUAGCGUUAGAGAUGUUACUCAUGUGUUUCUUGCUACUGCUAUUAUUUACAUACGCGAUUCUCACGGCAACCCACACGAAUGUCGCGCUCUUCUUGAUAGCGGAUCGCAAUCUAAUUUCAUAACAAAAAAUUUUUGUGAACGCUUGCAUUUAACACACAAAACUAUUGAUCUUAAAAUUAAAGGUAUUAGUAACACUCCGAUUAGCGCUAUUCAGACGAUUCAAGCGACCAUCGAAUCACGAGUGAAUUCAGCAAAAUUUACAAUUCCAUUUAUAAUAAUUAAUCAAAUAACGGAAUAUUUGCCAACAAUUAAAAUAAGUCAAAUCAAAUUCGACAUACCGCCAGAAAUAAAACUAGCGGAUCCAACUUUUUGUACACCUGGGAAAAUAGACGCAUUAUUAGGCGCUUCCAUUUUUUGGGAAUUAAUGUGCAUGAGACAAAUACGAUCUGCAGAAAAUACUCCUAUUUUUCAGGAAACAUUAUUAGGAUGGAUAAUAUUUGGCGCGAUUCCCAUCGAUGACAAAAAACAACGCAAUAAUGAAGUAUAUUGUGGAUUGUCUACUUGCGCUUUACAGCAACAAUUAGAAAAAUUUUGGACGAUCGAGGAAGUUAAAGUCCCGCCACAUUGUUCGUCUAAAGAAAAACAGUGCGAAGAGCAUUUUAUUUCUACUCGUAGAGAUAUAGAUGGUCGUUUUAUAGUACAACUACCGCUAAAGGAUACAGCAGAAAAUUUAGGAGAAUCAUAUAUUAUUGCGGAAAAACGUUUUAAAGCAUUAGAGAGAAAGCUGGAAAGGCAAUCUGAAUUAAAGGCUCAGUAUCAUGAAUUCAUGGCGGAAUAUUUAAAGCUGCACCACAUAAGUGAAGUUCAGAUCGAAGAAAAACAUAAUAAGCCAGCUUACUAUAUUCCGCAUCAUGCUGUAACAAAAGAGGAUAGUACAACGACAAAACUAAGAGUCGUCUUCGACGCGUCAUGUAAAACAUCAUCUGGAAAAUCCUUGAAUGAUAUACUCAUGCUAGGGCCAAUUCUUCAAAAUAGUUUAUUUGAUAUUAUAAUUCGUCUAAGACAACAUAAAUAUGCCAUGGCAGCCGACAUUGCCAAAAUGUAUCGCCAGAUUGCAGUAGAUCAUAAAGAUCGCAAAUUCCAACGUAUUUUAUGGAGAUGGGACAAGAAAGAUCCUGUACAAACAUUUGAACUCAAUACAGUUACUUAUGGUAUGACGAGCUCACCAUUUUUGGCAAUUCGAUGUUUACAGGAAGUCGCACAACAGAUGAUAUCUGAAUAUCAAAAUGCUGGUGAAACAAUAAUAAGAGAUUUCUAUGUGGACGACCUAUUAACGGGAGCGGAUACAAUAGGGGAACUUAUACAACUGAAACAAGAGAUUAUACAUAUUUUAAGUUUUGGAAAAUUUGAAUUGAGAAAAUGGAUCUCCAAUCUUGCACAAAUCUGUGAUCAAUUUGACAAUGAAAAAAGACAAAUUACAUCGAACGAAUCGACGAAAAUUCUCGGCUUGUUAUGGAAUACUAAGACUGAUGCCUUUCAAUAUCGAAUAAAAUUAAAUAUUAGUGAGAAUAAAACAACUAAACGUAUUAUAUUAGCUAAUAUUGCACAGAUAUAUGAUCCGCUCGGAUUAUUAGGCCCCAUAAUAGUACAAGGUAAAAUACUGAUGCAAUACCUGUGGCAAUCAAAAUGUAAAUGGGAUGAAGGAGUUACUACGGAAAUUAAAGAUAUGUGGCUUCAAUGGAAGUCACAGAUUGGUAGUGUAGAACAGCUUACAAUUCCGAGAAGAAUGCUUUGUGAUAAUCCUGAAGAAAUAGAAGUACAUGGGUUUUGUGAUGCAUCGGAAAAAGCAUAUGGAGCAUGCUUAUAUUUUCGUACUACUAAUUCGAGAGAAAAUUAUACUGUUAGAUUAGUAUGUGCUAAGUCACGUAUAGCACCUAUUAAAAGAGUGUCAUUGCCAAGACUGGAAUUAUGCAGCGCAGUUUUAUUGGCCAAUUUAGUUAGAAAUGUAUUACAAUCCUUGACAAUACAAAUACAUAAAGUAUAUUAUUGGACUGAUUCCACUAUAGUCCUUGCAUGGAUAGCACGAGAGCCUACACAUUGGAAAACAUUUGUAGCCAAUAGAGUGGCCGAGAUACAGCGUGAAACGAAGAACGCACAAUGA